AUUCCUGGAGUCGUGAAGCAGGGAAAGGUGUUUCCGGAACUUUUCAUGAUACAUUUUUUCAGUGAGAGCAUCUGAAGCAACAUUAUAACCGGAGACAAUGGCGGACGCGGGUGUGGCUGCGGGAUUCGUGGUGCUCGGCUUGUUCAUCUUGCUCAUCAUUGCAGUGAUCAUCGUCAUAUUGUUGCUCGUAAUUAAGAAACUCAAAUAUCAACAUAAUGACAUUUUAAUACUGAACAACCGAAUAGACAAAUUAAUUGCAGCAGAAAAAGGCGAGGCCAUGAAUAAAGAUGCAGUGGUUUCCAGAACGAAAUCCAAAUUAAAAGGGGAACUCAGAGCUGACAGCGCCGUGGAUAUGGAUGACACUUACAGCUUAAGUACAAAUGGUAACAGCGUACACGGCAAUGAAGGGGCGCAUGUCCCCUCGCCUCGCCCUGUGUCGGCUAAGAUCCGCCCACAAUACACCAUCAAAAUUAAAAAUCGCUACUCUCAUAUGUUUGGAACAGGAGCUUCUAUCACGCAGAUGGUCGAAAUGACGCAAGAUUUUUCUUGCAUCGACGAAGUUAGUGACACGGUUCAUACUGUAGAUGAGAUGGACAUAGAAAAUGUAGGUGACAGUCAUACGACCGAAAUUCAUUCGGCUCUCUCUCGGCAAUCUAUCUGGCAAGGCCGGCCGACUUCUAUUCUCAUGCAGACCCCUACAACCACUCCCGACUCUCCGGGCAACACUGUCUCCCACGAGAACGGCGUAUUCAUUCACAAAAGUGUUGGUAAAGAUGGCGACACUCUCACGAUGUCGGGUGUAACUUUGGAAAUCCCUCCUGGUGCAUUAAAUGAAUCUAAGCUGAUCACUUUCGGGAUUACUUGGAAGGAAGCGCUUCUCCCGGUACUAAAAAAGAAGCAAGCUCGUCUUAGCCCUGUUGUUGUAUGUAAACCCAAUUUACAAUUCGCAAAACCUGUCAAGUUAACAUUCCCACAUUGCGGUGUACAGAUAAUAAAUGAUUGGAUACCGCGAGUGAUCAAACGCCAGGGUGACCUGGAUGACGUCGAGUCAGAAUGGACAAAUUUGACUCUUGACGAUUACGAGGAGAGAGAUGUGACAAGUUCAGUAGUAACUGUCAGUCUUAAACAUUUUACAUUAUACACGUUGGUUGGGGAAUCAAAACAAGGUAAAACGGCUGCUAAAAAAGUCAAGCUUAUCGCCUUCACUCCAGCGUUCCGAAAAGGUGCUAUGUUCAAAACCCGCAUAUACUGCAUCAACGACUACGAAACAGAACUCGAGGAAGUCGAUAAAUUUGAGAAAAGACUAGAUGGAAGCAUGACGAACGCGCCGGUGGCUUUCCUUUUCCACGACAAUGAGGAAGAUCUUACGGUCACGCUGAAGUCGGAUGUACCGGAGUGGAAUUUGUGUGGAGAGAAGACACAAAAAAUGGACUUCGAGAGUGUUUGGCACGCAAUGACACCCUACUGCAACUUUGUAUUUGACCCCACCACCCCUGCAAUCACCAAAAUCUACUGCGAAUUCGAAUCUUUACAGCAGACAGUUGGACGGAAAAUCUCGCUCCAAAUCUCGGCUGAAUACGUUGCUCCUGAUAAUAAACUGUCCGCUAGUGAAGAUCCACGCCAAGAAUUAGAUCGGAAAUUGAUCAUUCUUCUCGACCCCAAGACGAAUUCUGACGCGGGAGAUUUCCGUGAUCUAGCGUCAGAAAUGAAUCUAGAUGGAGCUCACGUAACUUAUCUAGAGAAUCAGACGAAUCCAACAGAGCAACUGUUAAAACGAUGGCGAGACGAAAAAAAGAGUCUACACGAACUCAAAAAGGUGUUAUCCACUAUAAAUCGUCCGGACGCAGUGGUGGAAGUAGAACAUUAUAUCAACAAGUAUUUGGCCAGCGCAUAAGUGUUACUAUUAUUAAUCACGGUGCUGGUCAGUUCACCUCCGAUUUGUUACAAAUAUCUGUGAUAUCUGUGAUAUGGAAUUAGAAGAAAAAGUCCCUAUUUCUAGAAGUCCCUCAUGAAGAUAUCCUUUCCUUCAAAUCAUUGUCUCCUAACUUCACUGAAAAGACGAUAAUUCCAAUACGACUACUCAUGUCACAUAUAUUUUGAAUGCCACCAUGUACAUUAUAUUCAGUGUUAACACAUGUCUCUUUCAAAUCCUAUCACACUAUUUAUGACUCCGUUAUCAGUACACAUAUAAGACUGACGCUCCGUUUAAUAGUAUGUUAACCACUUGUUAGUCCGAAAGGUUCCGACUAUCUAUCCGCAAGUUUGUUUUUGUCUUGAUUGUUGUCGAAAGUCAGGAUUCCUUCCUUUAUAAAAACACGAAAUUCGAGUGACCCAUGUAUGGGUUGGCGUUCAGGCAUUUUUUUCUAAAGAUUGUUUACAACAGAGCGAUAGUUAUAAAUCAUACAUCGAAAGGUGGAAAAAUAAAACAUUUAUCUACUAACUAGCAUAUAUGCAGUUAAAUCAAUUAGAUGUUGUGAAGGAUUUCCAGCCAUUUAUUCCAAUAAUCUUACUUUCAAGCACAUUUACAAUGGCCGCCACGAAACGAAUUCCCCCUUGACUUGUCCACAAAAGCGUAUCGUUUCCGCCAAUCUUGUGAGAGUUAACCUUUCUGUAAGUUUACAAAGACUAACCUACAUCGCAACAAAACUAAUAUCGCGGAUAGAUAGUCAUAUUUUGAACUAAUGUAUAAUGUUAUCAUGCCUUUUUGAAUUGCUUUAUACCACCUCCGAUUGUGUCACCGUUAUCUUGUCAACUCUGAUGUAACAAAGUAUUACAACUUUCAUUUCAGACAACAUCAAAGACUAUAAUAUGAUACAAUAAAUUAAAGUUCGUCAUGCUCCUUGUCUUUCCUACAAAGCAGCGUUGCCAAGUCACAAGUUUUAACACAAUACUCGACUUCGGAAUUCAUAUUGAAACAUGCAAGUAAGAUGUAUUUUUCUUGUAUAUAAAUGUCAUUGAUUUUCCCAGCUGAAACAUGCUGGUUUCUACGUGAUUAAGUUAUACAUUAUGCGCUGUGUACUCAUUUUAAUGGUACUGUUGUUACUUAGCCGGGUAUGAGAAUGCUUUUCCGUCAUUACCGAUUUCUUGAAUCACCAUGUGAGAAAGUCUGAUAUAUUCUAUUAUUUGGUCUCUGUUCCUUGUUUGGAGUGAAACCAAAAAAAACAUAAACAGUGCAGGUGAUCAUUAACCUUUUUUAAGCGGUCGCCACAUUGAUGCCCCGAAGGUCUGCCUCACAUACAGACCUCCUGUCUAAGAGCAGCAAUCUCCACGCAAUAAUACCCGACAAUUCCUUUCACGAAGUAAACUUAAGCUUGCUGAGUUCGAGUAAAGACAAUAUCAGCCGUCAACUGUAGUACAUACUGCAUUUUUCUAAUACUGUUUGUGUUUUGGAACGGAUAUUAGAAAUGGACUAUUCAAAUAUUGCGUUCUUGUUGUUCAUAAACAUAUACAAUUCAUGUAUUCAAGACAUAUAUGUUUUUUAUUUCUACAAAUAGGGGCAGAAAUUCGGAAUUUCUAAAUAUGCAUUAUAUGCUAAACACAUUUUUUAACUUUAUAAGUAAAAUAUUAUUAGAACCAUUCUAUCCAAGAACGAGGUUUUUUUUACUAUUUUUGUAUGCGCGUUGUAGUAGACAAACCUUUUGGAGUAAUACUCUUGCUAACGUAUGAUACUAUGAAAUAGUGCACGAAAUAGUAGUUAAGUAGCACAUAUGACUUCACGUAUCCUCAGUCUGACGAUUUGUUAUUGUUUAUAGUCAGCCAGUGUAAACAGCAUGUAAAAUAGAAUUUGAUUUGCAUAAGAAAAUUUCCAUGCUUAAGCAUAGCAAUUUACAAAUUUGAAAGGUAAUGCAUUCUAUAAAAUCUCGUUAUCAUUUUAAAUUGGACCAAUCAAAAUAUAUAACAUGCAAUAUAUUCUGUAGUCAUAGUAAUGAUGUUAAUCACAAGCACUGUCUUACAGUUUUAAAGAUUAAUCUGUCCGUCUUCAGCCCUCCCAUAAAUAAUAUUAUGCACGUUUGUGAGGUUACGGACACAUUCUUUAUUACCCGUGCAGUGAUUAUAAAGCAGAGUGUUAUAAAUAUUUUUUAUGACCCUGUCUACAACAGUUAGAUAUUAUACAGAUACUUAUAUACUUGCCUUAAUCUAUAUUAUGCCAUAGUCCUCGUAUUAAGUAAUCAAGUUUAUAUGUGAUAUGUAAAAAAGAACUGAAACAGAAUCGUUUGUUCACACACGGUUUACGCCUACAAAUAUAUACUCAAUCGAUGAGCUUAUCUUGUAUUACUCAAAUUGGACUUUGGACUUUGGGAAUAUUAUAAAGAAAUCACCACUCGUUUACUAAGUAAAAACUUAGGAAUAGUAUCACAGAUAAGGAACAAUAUACAACACUAGAACAAGAUUAUUUUCCUAUUAGUAAUAAUGAAAUAUUUAUUACACUUAUCUUUUAUUUCACACGUGCCUCAAUAUUGAUACUACAGUAAGGAUUUCUUCCAGUUGAGUUCAGUCCUAGAAAUCGUUGAUUUUUUUGUUUGUUUUUUCUUCUCUUUUUUUUCUGUCCCAAUAGCAUCACUUGUCAUUCUGAUCAUCCGGCCAAGCUGUUUUAAUAGUAAUGUGCCAGAGUCUAGUAUGAAUGAGUUAUUGUGUUAGUACAAGAAGGGUUUAAUUUUCUAUAUCUCAGUCUGUCAGUUCUGAUGCAGUUUGGGUCCUGUAUCAGCUAUCAAUUUUGAGUUGAAGUUGCGUGAUUGUUACAAUAUAAUGUUGUUUCUGUCUUGUUCAGAAAUUUUGAUAUGCAGUCGAUUUUUCGAAAAUGACAUUUCAUUAGUUAUAACUAACAACUUUAUGGAUUUGUAGCUCGAAAAGCGAUCAACUAUCGACUUUCAUAUAUUAGUAUGCAAAGUGUCGGGAGAUUUGCUUCUUCUUUGUAACACAGUAAAUUCCCAACUCGAGGGAAAAAGUUUGUUUCGGGAAACUAUUUAUCGGAACAAUCAUAUCCAGUGACUAUAUGGCAUUGUGUAUAAACAUAUGCAUUUGCGGACGUUCCAGAUCGAAUGGAAAUGUGAA
This is a messenger RNA of Ylistrum balloti, 5052 nucleotides long. Its product is annotated as netrin receptor UNC5B-like. The record is from RefSeq and is a predicted model, not a curated record. Gene Ontology annotation, cellular component: membrane. The transcript is spliced from 5 exons. Gene Ontology annotation, biological process: netrin-activated signaling pathway. Bases 98 to 1894 code for a protein of 598 amino acids. NCBI's taxonomy places the organism in Eukaryota, Metazoa, Mollusca, Bivalvia, Pectinida, Pectinidae. Gene Ontology annotation, molecular function: protein binding; netrin receptor activity.